This is a messenger RNA of Callithrix jacchus (white-tufted-ear marmoset), 775 nucleotides long. It is a transcript of the gene CDC26, whose product is annotated as cell division cycle 26. Gene Ontology annotation, cellular component: anaphase-promoting complex. Lineage: Eukaryota; Metazoa; Chordata; Mammalia; Primates; Cebidae. The record is from RefSeq and is a predicted model, not a curated record. Gene Ontology annotation, biological process: regulation of mitotic cell cycle; protein K11-linked ubiquitination; anaphase-promoting complex-dependent catabolic process.
GCGGAAGAGCUUCGGCCUGACUUUGUUGAUUUGUCUAGAGCCGGUCGUUGUAUCAGAUUGAGAGUAAGAUGAUGGAUAGGAAGGUGUCAGAUAGCUCUGUACGUCCCUGUGCCCUGCUGGAUGCUGGGGAAUUAGAGACAAACAAGAUUAUGACUGUACCUUUUAACUUUGUAGCUGGAGCACAAGAAGUAUUUGUUUAAUGAAUGACGGACACAUUUAGGAUCUGUUUAAACGCUGAGAAUAAUUUUGUGAAUUGUGUUGACUUCAGUAUGCUGAGACGAAAACCAACACGCCUAGAGCUAAAGCUCGAUGACAUUGAUGAGUUUGAGAGCAUUCGAAAGGACCUGGAGACCCGGAAGAAACAGAAGGAAGAUGUGGAAGUCAUAGGAGGCAGUGAUGGAGAAGGAGCCAUUGGGCUCAGCAGUGAUCCCAAGAGCCGGGAACAAAUGAUCAAUGAUCGGAUUGGUUAUAAACCCCAACCCAAGCCCAAUAAUCGUUCAUCUCAAUUUGGAAGUCUUGAAUUUUAGAGAUGGAUUAUCUUGCAUGCCAGAGCCAUGGAAUUGAAUAAAAUGAUGGCAGAAGUACAAACCAGAUUUAGAGAAUUGAGUGCUUGCAGUCAAGCAGAAUGUCAGAGAUAAAUGCUUCUGCAUGAGAUUACUGGUGCUUAACUUGCACUCUAAGCUGGAAUCCAAACUCUGGUUUGUCUCUGGAAACUUUGAUCCUAUAAAACUGAUCUGAUUUUUUGCUUUUAAAAAUAAAUAUAUUUUUGGAAAAA